AUGAAGAAGUCUGGUUAUAGGGCCGGCGGUCGUCCUGGUAUUCGCUUGACGUCCCGCUUGACGUCAUGCGAUAUAGUGAUGAACGCUGGACCAGUUCAUAACCACCCUGGUCCAACUUUCACCACUAUAUUGCAUGACGUGCCGUGCCUAUCUGGUUUUCGAUUUCUUGGCGUAUUCAACGGUAUCCCUCAUCUUCGUUCGUCGACGGAGCUCGGCACCCCGCAUUUUCUUCUACACCUGCGUGUAUAG
Messenger RNA from Haemonchus placei, 249 nucleotides. The record is from the annotation of a GenBank genome assembly. NCBI's taxonomy places the organism in Eukaryota, Metazoa, Nematoda, Chromadorea, Rhabditida, Trichostrongylidae.